Messenger RNA from Selaginella moellendorffii, 1162 nucleotides. RefSeq names its product rho-N domain-containing protein 1, chloroplastic. Gene Ontology annotation, biological process: DNA-templated transcription termination. Lineage: Eukaryota; Viridiplantae; Streptophyta; Lycopodiopsida; Selaginellales; Selaginellaceae. The record is from RefSeq and is a predicted model, not a curated record. Bases 87 to 1118 code for a protein of 343 amino acids. The transcript is spliced from 2 exons.
GGUUCCUUGGGCAUUGUAAUCGCGAAUCCAGGUUCUACACGGUUUCUCUUCUCUCAAUCCAAUCCAGGGUAGAGAUUUUCAUCCCAAUGUACCUUGCCAGCUCGAUGCUCGGAGGGCCUGUCUCGUCGCUCCUCGGCAACGGCGGCGGCGAUGGGCAUUGUAGAGCACACCUCUCGCUCGAGAUUUUGGCGUCGAGGAGGAAGCAGGGCGAUGGAUGCUCAGCGGUGACAAGGCCAGCGUCUCUUUUCGUGAAGCGAUCUCCAGUCCCGGCGAGGAGGCCUCUCGGCUACAUUCCUUUGUCAAGCAUCUCCAACAACAAUCCCGAAGGAGACGAGGAAGAAGAAGAAGAAGAAGAAGAAGAAGAAGAUCUUCUAGAGAAGGAAGAAAUCGAUGGUGGCCGUCUAGCGAAGGCGAAGAAGCCCGAGCCAGUCCAGGUGAGAAAAAAAUCCGACAGGGUCUCCAAAUGGGCGAGCUUGUUCGAGGCCGCGAAUGGAUCCAGCUCGUCCAGCACCGCCACCGCCGAGACCAACAACAACACCGAUGCUUGGUUCGAUAAGAUCUUCCCGAAGAACCCGGCCGGAGGAGCUUCGUCCCCUCCAAGCUCCUCCAAGCUGAGUGCCCAGCAGGAGAAGUCGAUCCAGCAGCUCCAGUCCCUGGUGAAGACGCUGGGCGUGGCGACGAAGAAUCCGCCUCCGCCGGCCCGCAAGAACAAGCCCAGCAAGAUCCGGCAGCUGCCAGUGGAAGGCGGCGGCGUGGUGGAUCCGGUUCCAUUCGCGUCCAUCCUCAAGAAGCUCCAGUCGGUGUCGUCGCCCAAACCGGAGCAACGAUCGAGAUUGGGGCAAGAGCUCGAGAGAUCAACAAAGGUGGUGGAGGAGCUUGGAAGCGAAGAAGAGGGAUCGGAAACAUCAGAGUCGGGAGGAUCGACAGCAAGGAUAGAAGAAGAGUCGAGUGAGGAAGAAGGGGUGUUUAGCAGGAAAUCUGCGGUGGAGGAGAUCAACGAUCUGGCCAAGUUGACAGUGCCUACGCUGAGAGGCAUGGCCAAGUCGAGGGGAUUGUCUGGCUACUCGAGGCUCAAAAAGGAUGACUUGGUCCAUCUCUUGACAAGUUCUGAUAAAUAAAAGUAAAUGGAUCGUCAAACGAAGAAAAACUUCAUUCAUGCAAA